Lepisosteus oculatus (spotted gar) is the source of this 1679-nucleotide messenger RNA. It is a transcript of the gene prmt3, whose product is annotated as protein arginine methyltransferase 3. Gene Ontology annotation, molecular function: protein-arginine N-methyltransferase activity. The record is from RefSeq and is a predicted model, not a curated record. Gene Ontology annotation, biological process: peptidyl-arginine methylation. Lineage: Eukaryota; Metazoa; Chordata; Actinopteri; Semionotiformes; Lepisosteidae. Gene Ontology annotation, cellular component: nucleus.
GCAGCUGCUUUUGUUGGAACUUCGGAAUCAUGAUGGCGCAUUCCAUCGGUGAAAAUGAAGAAGCUUUUGAUGAGAUGCCAGAACUGUCGGAUAGCGAAGACGAGGAUGCGUGGGAAGAUGAAGUUGCCGAAAACGAAAUAAAAGUCAACUGUUUGUUUUGUGACAGGUUGUUAAAUUCUGUCCAAGAUGCUUUCUCCCACUGUAAACUGGAACACCAUUUUGACAUUGUCUCAGCAGUGCAGAAACACAAACUAGAUGACUAUGGCUAUAUUAAGUUUAUAAACUACAUUAGAUUGAUGAAAUGCACCCCAGAGAGUAUAAUGUCAGUCUGUGAUACUGCUCCAUGGAACGGUGAUGAAUUCAUGAAACCAGCUUUGCAGGAUGAUCUACUUCUCCAGAUUGAUGUUGAAGAACUCUGGGAUGGGCAGCGGAUGGCAGCUGACCAGCCUGACCAGCUGGCAGAGGAGAGUCAGACACAGGCAGCUCUCCUCAGGGCUCAGAGGGCUGAGGAGAACUCCCGCCGGGCUGAGGAAGCUCUGGCCAGAGCUUUGGAAGACCUGCACAAGUUAAAACAAUUUGCUCAGAAUUUGGUGAUGAACGCAGAUGUCAGAACGGGUGUCUCGGCUGCCGGUGCCAUAGCUGAGCUGCGAGAAGACGAGGAUGAGGCUUACUUUACCUCCUACGGGCACUAUGGGAUCCAUGAGGAGAUGCUAAAGGACAAAGUACGGACAGAAAGCUACAGGGACUUCAUGUGCCUCAAUCCAGAUGUCUUCAAGGACAAGGUAGUUUUGGAUGUUGGCUGUGGCACCGGUAUUCUUUCAAUGUUUGCAGCGAGAGCAGGAGCCAAAAAGGUGAUAGGAGUGGACCAGUCUGAGAUCAUCUAUCAGGCUAUGGACAUUGUGAGAUCAAACAGUCUUGAAGACAUCAUUACUUUAAUCAAAGGAAGAAUAGAAGAAGUAGACCUACCAGUUGAAAAAGUGGACAUUAUUAUUUCGGAGUGGAUGGGUUAUUUUCUUCUUUUCGAAUCCAUGCUGGACUCUGUUCUGUAUGCAAGAGACAAAUACCUGGCUGAUGAGGGAUCAGUGUAUCCUGAUUUGUGCACCAUAAGCCUGGCAGCAGUAGGAGACAUGCAGAAGUACAGUGACCGUGUUGCAUUCUGGGAUGAUGUGUAUGGGUUCAAGAUGACGUGCAUGAAGAAGGCUGUCGUUCCUGAGGCUGUUGUGGAGGUCCUGAAACCAGAAACAAUCAUAUCAGAGCCCACAGUAAUUCGGAAUAUCAACUGCAACACUGCAACAAUUUCGGAGCUGGAGUUUUCUACAGAUUUCUCUUUAAAGAUAAGAGAAGAUACCCAGUGCACAGCUAUUGUUGGAUACUUUGAUGUAUUCUUUGACAAGAACUGCACCAGUAAGGUCAUGUUCUCCACAGGUCCCCAAAGCACAAAAACUCACUGGAAGCAGACUGUUUUUCUGUUGGAGAACCCCCUUCCAGUACAGUCAGGAAAUACCUUGCAGGGGAAAAUAACAGUCCACAAGAAUAGGAAGGACCCAAGAUCUCUCAUCAUCACUAUUUCUGUGAAUGAUGUGAAGCAGACUUACAGUCUUCAAUAGUGUCAUUGACCUUUAAAAGUUGUAUUAACCCAUGGAAAUAAACACAACGCUUUGAUAUUCCAUUGCCUUAAA